This is a messenger RNA of Fusarium pseudograminearum CS3096, 2949 nucleotides long. RefSeq lists its product as uncharacterized. Lineage: Eukaryota; Fungi; Ascomycota; Sordariomycetes; Hypocreales; Nectriaceae. Bases 1 to 2949 code for a protein of 982 amino acids. The transcript is spliced from 3 exons. The record is from RefSeq and is a predicted model, not a curated record.
AUGCCGUCUUUCAAUCCUCUGGAUUUCUUCUGCUGCCGCAAAUCGCGAUGGCGUGGGUCUGGCAGCCCAGCACUAGCUACACAAGACACAACAGCUCUUCAGCCUGUACCAUCACUCAACCCACGACUUGAAGAACAGCAAGAAGAACCCGAACCAACGUGCCAGAACACCCCCAUGGGGUUAUCUGAUAUGGUGUGGGCGGUACCGGAGUACCAGAGCUCUUUCGAAAGCGACUCUGUCACAAAUCAACACAUUGAAUCCGACUCUGAUUCCUUCAUUUCAGAUCGGGAUCUCCCACGCUCGACAAAGCCAGGCACUGCAUUUGGUGCUGUACGCAAAAAACUUAUCCGGAGCAUCUCACACAAUAACAGUAGUGACCAGCCGUCACGUAUCUCUGUUGGCAACAGUGAAGAAGAAGUUGCAAGAAGAGCCGAAUUAAGGCGGAUUAUGCGCCUAAGAAUUCGAGAUCAGCUCGAGUCAGACGAGGCUGAAGAUCAAUUAGAAAGCAAACCAACAGUUAGUAUUCUGCGUGUAGCUUCCUCUGCCGACAGUUCUCCGCCAGUUUCGGGACCUCGAGAUGCUAUUGAGUUUGGUGUCAACAAUUCUUCCUCCAGUAAUGGGCAACCCGCUCGACUUGAUCAAGAAAGGCGCGACUAUGGCCCCCCUGAAGAUUUUGGAGGACCCCGAAAGGGUUCUAAUGCCCUGGAGAGAGCUUCUUCAGAGCAGCUUGAUGUGGUAGGUAGAAAUGAUGACUCAAGUGAAGAUGCUGCUAUUCAAAGACCCUCGCCCAUACACCCCUCGACGCGCAUCUCAUUGGCUGAUGACCUCGGCCUCUCCUCCUCCCAAAAAUCUUUCCAGCUUUCCAAUAGUUCUGGGCGUCUUCAUCGAAUAUUGGGACCAGACAGCAGUUUCAACAAUCGCCAAGCUUCUUCCGGAGAUGGCCAGUCUGCACUUGGUGUUUGGCUCAUAGCCCAGGGUCUCCGCUCACGAGAUAACUCAGCCAUUUUCUUUGACGAAGACGAAGACGCGCAAACCAGAAACGCAAAUGGAAAAGCCGCAUACAGCUCUCCUGUCGUGGGAACCCAGGCGACGCCUGAGACAAGGGAUUGCCAUCAACAAGGAUCAGCUUUUAUCAACCCGCCUAGGAAACUAGAUCCUCAGUGUCAGCUCGAAUCCAGUAUUCAAAACGAUUUUGACGAUAACCUGGCCUUCUCUGGAGAGAUACCAUGGGGCUCGACUGUAAGAGCACUUCUAAAUUCGUUCACAGAUAACACUUCGUCAAGUGAUCCGUCAAAAUCUCCACCAAGUCCAAGAGUAUGGAGUUAUCCCCUUUCAGAUACUCGCUCUCACGGAGUUAUCAGCAAUGUCCAGUCUGAAGCAGAUGCAGCUUCCAUGGUUCAAUCAGAGUCUGCCAGCUUUGUUCAGCGCGAAGCCGAGCUAAGGACAAUCAAAAGACGAUUCAGCGAGGCAUUGACCCAAAAGAACCCCGAAAAAACAGUGUUCACACGUUUCCGUGAGGAUUUCUCGCACUCAGGUGCUCGAUCGCCGGUCAAGAAACCCUCCACAAGCAAUAUCUGCCUAGCAAUUCCAACGAGUCAUUUUAGAGCCAAGUCUGAAGGCUCCCUGUACUGGCAUGGUAAAGACCAUCGGGAUGCCCCUCGAGCACAAAAGUUUCUUCUGGUACCCGCAGAAAGGACAAAGGUUCACGAAAAGGGAACCAGUGACAAAUCAACGAGACGUUCGAACAUGAGCAUUCGUCCAUACAUGAGCAGACUACCUACAGAGGAGUAUAGAAAGCCGAGUUUGGAACGUCAAGAAAGCGCAACGGAUUUAUGGCAGCGCGCUGUUAGACUUGAAGCCGAAAGCAGGCAUAGCAGCAGCUUUUUGAACACACCAAAUCAUGAUCAGAGAAGCCUUUCCUCUAACAGAUCACUAAAGAGAACAGGCGCUGCUCGGAAUAGCAACAAUAGCAUCUGUGAUGUGAGACGAGAAAUCUCACAGCUAACACCUUCCACAAAUGAACGAUCUUCUCUAAAUAACUCGAAGUGGCUUAUCGAACGUUGGGUUUCCCAAAUGCGACCAAGAUCGAAUCACCCGACAGAGUCAGCCACAAGUGUAGGGCUGGUAGGUCCCCCAAGAUCCUGGUCCAAAUUCCCCUCCUUCAAUAGGGAGGAAAGAAACAGGAACAUAACAUCCAGAGACAAGGUACGGCCUCGGGAUUUCGCUGUCAAGCAUGUCACUUCGGAAGGUCAGAUUAGGUGGGCAACAGAUACGGGUUCUGGGAGAGAUGACCAGCAUGCUCACACGCUACCUCGUUCUCUAUCUACAAGAUUCGGUGGAUUGGUCAAGUCCAAGAUGAAUCGAAUGAUGCCGUCGAAAGCUUUACGACACCGAGUGAGUCAGGUAUUUAUCUCGAGGUCUGUGACCUCGAGCCCACCACACAUGGAAUAUCCUGAAAUGGGCAUCCGGCCCACCGAAUCAGGGUAUACUGAAAUCCAGGCAAUGGGCAGAGAAAUCAAUUAUAUGAAGGGCCGGGCACAUCUACAGACUCCCGAAAGAGACCUUUCGAAGCCACAUUCUUCUAGAAGCCUGGGGGAUAGAGUAGUUGCACUUAUGCAUGAUGCUAUUGGACAGAGACAUUCAAAACAUGAUGAGCCUCUCCAGUCAGUCGACAUUCCUAUGGUACCAUUUACGCCAAGUUUAGCUAGACAAAGCAUCGCUGCCACCACGACAGAUUUUUUCGUCACGCCCAAGAGCCACCUUUCGGACGAUGGAGAGAGUGACGAAGAAAAGAACGAAGGAGAAGGAAGUUCCGCGACGAGAGAACGGGAAACCUGCCAGGUGAUCCUCCACAGUGAUAGGACAUUGCCAAAGCCACUAUUCGCAGCUUCCAUCACGAAAUUUGACAACAGAACUCAUUCUUCACCUGAAAAUAAGACUCCAGGCUAA